AUGGAGUUGUCAUCGCUCCAAACUCUCCAGGCGCUCUCCGAUUUGCUCUCACAGCCCUGCGAUGAAGAAAGCGACGCAGAAGACUGCAAGAAUGUAAAUCCGAUGGCAAAAAUGGGUCCUGGACACAUUGGUGCUCCUCCUUCUAGGCAAGACAAGAAUGCAGGUGAGCUCAGUAGUGCCAGUGUGAAGGACAUCAACGAUAUCUGGAAUGUGGAGGAGGUGACUGAAGGGACACACUUUGAUGACCUUGCAGAUUCACGUCCUCAGCCUGAGUAUGAGAUUAUCCUGAAGCAGAGUGUGGGUACUGAGGACUUGUUUCUGGGCAUGAGCCAAAAGGAUCCAUCCUCCAUGUGCUGUGAGAACAUGCUGGUGAAGGUGAAGCUGCCGGAAACUCAGGCUUCUGAUAUUGUGCUGGAUGUGAAGGAGAGAUUUGUUGAUCUAAGAACUCCAAAAUACAAGUUAGGCCUGCAUCUCCCUCACUCAGUGCACAGUAGGGAAGGCAUUGCCCAAUUCAUUACAGAGAGAUAUGAAUUAGAAAUCACACUGCCCAUGAACAGACUUCUGGACUCCAUCAACCUCGCCUGA
Neoarius graeffei (lesser salmon catfish) is the source of this 585-nucleotide messenger RNA. RefSeq names its product dynein axonemal assembly factor 6 (gene dnaaf6). Gene Ontology annotation, molecular function: protein-folding chaperone binding; dynein intermediate chain binding. Bases 1 to 585 code for a protein of 194 amino acids. The transcript is spliced from 6 exons. The record is from RefSeq and is a predicted model, not a curated record. Gene Ontology annotation, cellular component: cytoplasm. NCBI's taxonomy places the organism in Eukaryota, Metazoa, Chordata, Actinopteri, Siluriformes, Ariidae. Gene Ontology annotation, biological process: axonemal dynein complex assembly; flagellated sperm motility.